Molecule: messenger RNA, 1448 nt
Organism: Amphimedon queenslandica
Lineage: Eukaryota; Metazoa; Porifera; Demospongiae; Haplosclerida; Niphatidae
Product: TBC1 domain family member 10A-like
Exons: 12
Coding region: 160-1443 (427 amino acids)
Biological process (GO): regulation of GTPase activity
Molecular function (GO): small GTPase binding; GTPase activator activity
Source: RefSeq, a predicted model, not a curated record
AACUGCACAUAAUUUUUGUGCGGUGUCUUCAAUGACGCGUUAACUUUUCUUUCCUUCUCCUUCUGCAAGAAACACAGCCUUGAACGAGUCCUCAAACUCUCUUAGAGUAUCCCUCUAGUAGUCCCCCGUUCAAUACGUUAGCCGUUCCAAGGGGGAAAGAUGGUCGAUGUGUCCAAUUCUAAAGGCGGUACGGUUCUCGUCUCAAUCCAGCCAGUCUCCUCUGACCUGCUGCCCCCUCAGCCAAACAUUGAAGAAGGAUGGGACAUAGUUGCUGAAGACGGCGGGGCACAGACUGAUGAGCCAACAACUCCGCGUGCUGAGAGAAAAGAAAUUCAAGACAAAGAGAAAGAAGAUCAUUACGGGUUUAUAGUCAGACCAGGAGAUGAUCAACUUCAUUAUGAUGCCACUGAUGAUGCUAAGAAGGUGAGAGAGAGAGAGCAGAAGUGGUUGAAAAUGAUCACCAAUUGGAAGGAUUGGUCUGAUAACAAAAGCACCCGGCUUAAAGAAAGAUGUCGUAAAGGUAUCCCAGAUUCCCUCAGAGGCAGAGCUUGGAUGCUUUUAAGUGGAGCCAAUGAAUUAAUGGAACAAAACGCAGGAGUAUUUGAAGAGUUAGUGUCUAGGGAGGAUAAUGACGUUGUUAUUCAUGUUAUUGAUAAAGACUUGGCUCGGACUUUCCCAUCACACGUCCUCUUUGCCGAGAAAGGAUCCCAAGGGCAAAGGGAUUUACGAUUAGUUCUAAAAGCUUAUGCUUUUUAUAACGAAAAGACAGGCUACUGUCAGGCUAUGGCGCCAGUUGCUGCAACUCUUCUAAUGCACAUGCCAGCAAAUCAAGCCUUUUGGUGUUUAGUACAGAUAUGUGAGCAGUACUUGCCUGGAUACUACAGCCCUGGACUCCAUGCAUUCCAAAUAGAUGCUCUGAUACUGAAAGACCUACUAGCGAAACAACUCCCAGUGGUUGCUCAAUUUCUAGACUCGAAACUUCCACCUACAAAUCCGAACGAGGUCCACAAAGGUCUUGACCCAGUACUUUAUUGUACCGAAUGGUUCAUGAGCAUAUUCUCUCGCUCGCUGCCUUGGAGAUCUGUCCUCAGAGUCUGGGACAUGUUCUUUUUUGAGGGUGUCAAGGUUUUGUUCAAAGUUGCUCUUGCGAUCAUGAGCUUAUCAUUCUCAAAGCCAAAACAAAGAGAGGAGUGUCCUGGGUUUUUUGAAGUAACGCAAAAGCUACGCAAUCUCCCCCUGUCUGUCACUCAUGAGGGGAUCCUCCUGCCAGAAAUCCUAAGAUUUCCGAUACACAAUCAAGAGCUAAAGAAGUUUCACUUCCAGCAAGCUGACGUCCAUUUCUCUGAGGAGAGAGCUAGAAUUAUGGAAAUGCAAGCGAGAAGGUCUCAAGCGAGAAAGAGUUUUUCGACGCUCUCCGAGGCGACAUCUGAAGGACCUGACUGACAUUU